AUGUACGCGUUUGAUUUGUUAACAGGUGGUUGGGCUGACUUGCUCGGCUUUGAAAUUGCUUCUGACUCUGGGAUUUCUAAAUUCAGCAAUGUGUCCAGGUCACUAACGACUGCGAUGUCAGUUCUUGUCUGUGAAAUUACAGUGACUUGGUCUACCGAUGCGGAGUCACUUGUUUCCAUUUCAACUAGCUCGACUUGUGAUUAUGAAUUUUCAAGUUCCAGUGGUUCAUCAUGGUCCGCGUAUUGCCAGUGGAUAUCUAAUCAUAAUUUUGAGAUUUCUAUUGACUCUUUCAACUCGGUUAGAUUGAGGGUGAACUCUUCAACGAGUUUAUUGCAAAAUUCAGUCCCGUUGUCUGAGAUAAUGACUCGAGCGGUUCCCCAAGUGGUAAAUACUCUACGUAAAAAAUCAACAACUCCCUUCCCAGUCGGUGUAUUAACUGCCUCAGCUUCGAGGUAUCUAGUAUAA
This is a messenger RNA of Cotesia congregata, 465 nucleotides long. NCBI's taxonomy places the organism in Eukaryota, Metazoa, Arthropoda, Insecta, Hymenoptera, Braconidae. The record is from the annotation of a GenBank genome assembly.